AGCACCUGAAGGCUGAGUGACUGGGUUCAUUCUGAUACCCUUUCAGAAAGAUGAAGCAUCUGUUGGUCUGGCUGCUCCUCUCCUCCCUCUGUUCCCUCUCAUCUUGGGGUAUAAGCGACACGUUGGUGGUGAUCCAGUCUCCUCAUAAUGUAACAGUAACAGAGGGGGACACUGUUCAGAUCCAGUGCUGCUGGAAUACAAAUGUGUCAAGAGCGACAGUUAAUCUGCAUAAAGAAGGACACACCGAGAUAAAAUAUAAUAGUUUACUGGUCAACAACAGUCAGUGUCAUGACAGGGCAUCUCAACAGACUGUAGCCUGUAACUGCUCAAAUUGGACCAUCUCAAACCUCACCAGAAAUGACAUGGGAACUUACCUCUGUAAAGUUACUAUAGAGAUACCAUCUUUUAUUGAAUCCGUUGGGAAUGGGACACGGAUAACAGUUACGUCCCAAAAUACGACAAACAAUGAUUCCUCAGAAGGAAAUCUGCCCCAACUGCUGCCUAUCAUGAUUCCACUUGCUGUCCUGCCACUGUUCCUCAUCGCUCUCAUCUGCCUGUACAGGGCACGGAAAAGACACCAAGGUGGUGCCCCAGACAGAGCAACCAGGGUGAUCCACGAGGCCCCCAACCAUGAGGACGAGGAGUUGAAGAUGGAGGAGCUGGAAGAGGCCGCCAACCAGAGCUCCUCCUCCAGAGGAUCCACCCAAUGGUGUCAAGUCCAGGUGUAUGAAUCACUUGAUUACAUGGCUUUACCAACCCAAGACAAAGGUUAAGGACCGGCUCAGCCCAGUCUGUGAAUGUAUUUUUCUAUUGCGUUUCAUGUGUCAGUCUUUUCUGUAUGUAUUUUACAGUAUGUAUGUACAGUGUCUUUUUGAUGUGUGUGUUUUUGUAUUUGAUUGCAGUAGGUUAUUACUGCUAUUGUUUCUUCUAUAAACCAUUUUUACUGUGUGGAAUGUACUUUAUUCUCCAGUGAGGGAGCGAAAGAGAAACUCAUGUAAAUCUAGAUUGUGCAAUGAGGUACUUUUACAGAGAUCUGUGAAUAGUUACCCUUUAUUUAACUCUGGUUUGUAUCUUCGACCUAUGCAAAAGCCAGUGUUCACAUGAAAAGUGCGUGUGCGCACAUAUGCACGUGAAUGUGUCUAUGUGCCUGACAAGAGAAAGCGAGUAAAAGAGAAAAAGUGGAAAUUAUACGACACAAGAGACAUAUAUAUCACUGAGUGCGUUUUGACAAUAAUAAU
This is a messenger RNA of Salvelinus namaycush (lake trout), 1238 nucleotides long. RefSeq lists its product as uncharacterized. The record is from RefSeq and is a predicted model, not a curated record. Gene Ontology annotation, biological process: B cell receptor signaling pathway; B cell differentiation. Lineage: Eukaryota; Metazoa; Chordata; Actinopteri; Salmoniformes; Salmonidae. Gene Ontology annotation, cellular component: B cell receptor complex; external side of plasma membrane. Bases 51 to 773 code for a protein of 240 amino acids. The transcript has 5 exons.